AUGGAAUUAUAUCUAAAGCUAAAACUUAGUUCUAAGAUUAUGCGCGGUUUAUCGGGUAAAAUUUUGAUUGAUCUGAGGAAUACUCAUGAGGUAGCUCUUAAUACUGCUGAGUUAAGGAGUAAUCAAGACGAAUGCUCAAAAUCAACCAAGAUUGAAAAGGAAGAUAAAGAUUUUUCACCAAGGCUUUUCACCAGGACUAAUGACACAAGGAGACCAGCAUCACAAGUGAAAUGUCAAUGGGAAGAUGAUGAUGAUAAAGAGACCAAAUACCAUUUGGACCCAAAGUAUGCAAAUGUCACGACACCUGAGCGCCAUGUGCGAACACGCCUUUACUUCACAUCAGAAUCUCAUUUCCACUCCCCUAUGAAUGUACUUCGUUACACUAACCUGGAUGAAUCUCUUCAGGGCCAGACAGCUUUGGAGCGUUUGUAUAAAACGAAGGAGCUGGACUACAUGAGUUACAUUGUGAUGAGGAUGUUUGAGAACACAGUGGUGAACGACAACCGUGGUGCAGAUUUAUCACCACUGGAGAUGAACGACAGCAAGGCUGCUUCAAUGCACCAGGAGCACACACUGCCAAUAAUGGGUCCAGAAAGGCCGCAAGAAGUGGGAUCCUACCUUACAUUAGAGAAAAUGGAAAGGAUGAUUCACCCAUUUGCAAUGCCUGCAGAAGACUUCCCUCCUCCAUCCACCCCUGCCGGAUUUUCAGGCUACUUUGCCAAAAGUGCGUCGGUGCUUGAGCGUCUAGUAGAUCUUUGGCCUUUCCAUAAGAAUGUUCAUCCUAAAGGAAAGUAA
This is a messenger RNA of Theobroma umbraticum, 795 nucleotides long. NCBI's taxonomy places the organism in Eukaryota, Viridiplantae, Streptophyta, Magnoliopsida, Malvales, Malvaceae. The record is from RefSeq and is a predicted model, not a curated record.